Messenger RNA from Striga asiatica, 375 nucleotides. Lineage: Eukaryota; Viridiplantae; Streptophyta; Magnoliopsida; Lamiales; Orobanchaceae. The record is from the annotation of a GenBank genome assembly.
AUGGUCCCGCCGGAGAUGACGGCGGAAAGCGGCGAUCGGGUGGUGGGUGGGGGUGUAAGAACCCUAAUAAGCUAUCCUCCGCCCAUCCAGAGCCCACCUCCGUCGCCGAUUGAUACCUCCGACGAACCUAACAAGCCAUCCUCCGCCCAUCCAGAGAUCAACAAGCCAUCCUCCGCCGCCGAUGGAUACCUCCGACGAACCCAACAACCCAUCCUCCCCCCAUCAAAAGCCCACCUCCGUCGUCGCCGCCGCCGCCGCCCAACCUCUUCUUUCCAAACAAUACCCGCCGCUCGAACCGCCUAUCGCCUCCAUUUCCGGAAACGACGAAGAAGACCAAACAUAGUACCCAACAAGCCAUCCUCCCAUUAUCGGUGA